UGACACAUAACGUCAUUGGUCGAUGUUGCGAUCAGUGACAAUAACUGACGAUAACCUGUUUCUCGUUUCUCGUGGUCGUGUCAGACAGAAGGAGAGGCGAAUGAACGUGCAGUUCGCGGUACAAGAACGUAACGUGACAUGUAAUCGGAUUUCGGAGCCGCUCGUUCGCCCGAUAUAUCAUCCGAUAUAUCUCAUUCUUGAUGUAUUCGUGCGCGUGGCGACGCGACCUCGCGAUAAAUCUGUGUGAUGAUCUCGGUCACGGUGACGGCGAGCGAAUCGGAGAAAUCGAAGCCGCGCUUCCGGGACGUCAAUAAGAUCCUGAUUUAUUGACGAAGGCGUAAAGCGUGCGAAAAAGAAAAUGACGGAGAGUUUGAUAAACGAAUGGCUGGCGGAUUGCAAGGACGUCUCGCCGUCCGAGCUCCACACGUUUGCCAGCACGCUUUCGCAGGAUAACGAGAUCGUACGAGCGCUCUAUGUAUUUUUGGAAGAGCGCACUAAAUACAACGAGUUGAUGGACACAGUAUGUAAUCAGUUAUAUAAUUUUUAUCGAUCUCGAGAAAUAGAAUUACAAAGGUUCACUCUACAAUUUCUGCCAACGCUGAUAUAUAUUUAUUUAAAUUCCGCUGCACAUGGUGAUAUUAAGAGUUGUCGCUCCCUUGAGACUCUAUUAAUUGGAUUAUAUAAUUUAGAAGUGGUCGAUAAAUCAGGACAACAAAAAGCAAUUUCAUUUAGAUUACCAUCGCUUGCUAUGUUAUCCAUAUAUCAUGAGCCUGCAAGUUUAGCACCAGCUUCACUAACAGAAAGUGCAGUGCGUCGUUUCGAAGAGUGUAAUUCAAAAUUAGUGAGCUGGGGCCCAUUGCAACAAGUAGAAACAUUGAAUGCACAAAACAGAUUAAAAGUCAUGACAGCUCUGCUUUUUAUCUACAAUCAACAACUUGGUUAUAUCAAUAAGUUUGCUUUAGAACAAUUGUGCAAAGUUGCAACAAAACUUGUCACUCAAGGCUUCAUGAAACCAGGACAUCAUCAACGCUCUUCUUAUGGCAGUGAGUCUAGCUUUGUUCCAAGGCUUUUACCACGUAUACCAGUAUCCAGCCAAUUUCUCUUGGAAUUCUUGCAUGCUGUGUAUUUUGCCAUGUACAAUGAAUGCUGGUAUAUAGGAAAUCAAGCUGUAGAAGAUAUUCAUAAUAGAGCGUGUUAUGAAGCAUAUCCAAAUGUAAUGUUGGUUACUAAUGCUGUACGAAAUUCUGCCAGUUCUGGAGCACCAGGUCAACCAAGUGAUGGACCAAUUGGAAUUAGUGUUGCAUUAUCUCCGGCAACUACCACACCAACUGUUUCAAAGUCUAUGAUCACAAAUGCUUCCUUUCGUACUAAGAAAUUACCAGAUGACAUACCAAUACAAAUUGUGAAAGAUGAAACUAUUGGAGAGGGUAAAAGUAACCUGGUAUCAAUAUCAGAGGAACAAGAAUCAACAACAGAACCGAGCCGUAUUGGUUCCAUGAGACAAUCAAAGGAUCAAAAGACUGCUUCAAAGAUUACAAAUUUCCCUGUACUCGGCAAGAAACCUAAAGAGAAGGAGGGGAAGGUGACGAAAAACACUCACGUUGUUUUGUCGGACAAGGAGAAGAAGCUCGGUUCGCAAACGACAUCGAAGGAGAACAUUAAAGGAAGUUUAUCAAUGUUGACUAGUGAGCAACAAGCGGAAGUCGAUGGAAAUAUUAACGGAUGUGCGAUACGAAAGAAAAAUAACAGUGUAGAAAACAAUACAAUCAUAAUAGAUUCAAAUGUUGCGUUGAUUGAAAAUGAGAGAUUGGCAUCACACUUAACUAGUGAUGUUACCGAUGGUAGUAUGGAAAAUUCUAUCAAUUUAAGAUCACAUAACGAAACAGAGUCUAUAGCUUCUUCUAUCCAAGUUAGCUCUGUUUAAUGAUUGUAAAAGAAAAGGGAUAUAAAGUGUUAUAUAUAUAUAUAGUAAUGGGCUGAAAAAACACAUAAAGCAAAUAAGUCGUCCUCUUCCAACUAGAAAAUCUGAUAAAAUCCAUGUAUAAUGUGUACAUGUUGCCUUUUCCUAGAAUUAUUUAAGAUCACACACUAUUUUCUCAAUAAUAAUAAGUGUACAUUACCAUGCAUUGCAAUAUUUCGAAUAGGAAUCAUAUAUUUUUCUUGACACGUAGCAAUCUCUUAGUCUCAGUCCAUUACUCUAUUGAUCUCCAUGAUAAAUCUAAAAAAAAUGGGAGAGGGAACAAUAUGAAUUAAAGGUGUAUAUGAUUAUUUAGUGUUUUGUGCAUAUUAGUAUAUAUUGACUAAUUUUUGUAAUUAAAAAUUUCUAUAAUUUAUUCGAUAUAUUUUAUAAAUAUACAUCAGAAUAUGUGGUAUUGUAAUCUCCUUAUCCUGAUAUGGUUAUCGAGUUUCACUUCGAGAUAUUUGUAGAUUAUUAUUAUAAACCAGAGAACACAAGUAUUAUCACAAUGCAAUGUUAUAUCAGUAUAUAUUUAUGUUUAACCCAGAUGUGCCUUGAUGCACCUGUGAUGAAACUUUCUUUAUCGUCCCAGAUAUGUAGAUAAUAAAUUUAUGAAGGGAAGAGAGAAAGGAUGUCUAAAUAAAAUUGCAAUGUUGCUUAAUUAGUAAGCACGAUGAAUAUGUAUCUGUACAAAUAUAAAGUAUCAAGCAUAUCUGGGUUGAAUAAUGUAAAUCUGCUAUUACUUUUGUCAUAAUUGUUUCAAAAUGAUAUUAAGAAUUCAUGACGUAUUAUUUGUUUUUGCAAACAGUUGUAAACAUUUAUAUAUACAGAUGUAUACAUGAACAUAUAUAUAUAUAUAUAUAUAUAUAUAUAUAUAUAUAUAUAUAUAUAUAUAUAUAUAUAUACAAGAUGCUCCAAAACUCUAUGCGAAAUUAACUAAAGAAAUGUAGUUUUAUUAAUUUUUUAUUAAUUUUUUAACUCUACAAAAUUUAGUUUGCAAGUCCUUUUUUUUCAAUUAUUUAACUCGGAAAUCAUAGAUACCUCGAUAUUUUGGCCACAUCUACUAUUCAAAGGUUCAUUUGGUUUUGAAACAUCUUAUAUAUAUAUAUAUAUUAUAUAUAUAUAAUUGUUGGAAAUAAUUAUGCGAAACUUGAAUAUAAGAGAGACUUUAUUCUCACGUGAAACUUGAUUCACGUUGAAAAUGAUCAACUAGUCGAGAAAAUAUGCCAUUUGUGUAUAAAAAAUUGGGAAUAGAAUAGCAAGAGGUGUCCUUCAACGAAUUUAGAAUUCGAUUUUAUGUCAUUUUAUGUGUUUUAUUAUAUGUGUCUCACGAUUUAUAUUUAAAUUCCAAGAAACGCUCGAUCACGUUGCAAUCAGAUUGAUAUAAUCAACUUUCUAAACUUUUCAGCUUAAUACAUUCAGCGACGUAGAAAUUAUGAAAAAGAGUAAAGAGUCGUGGUCUUCAAAGAAAUGCAAAAUGUAUAAAAUUUCCGUUUUGCAUGUGUAUCACCUUGCAAUAUACAGAUGUACAGAUAUAUAUAU
Cataglyphis hispanica is the source of this 3499-nucleotide messenger RNA. It is a transcript of the gene Hyccin, whose product is annotated as hyccin. The record is from RefSeq and is a predicted model, not a curated record. Bases 359 to 1924 code for a protein of 521 amino acids. Gene Ontology annotation, biological process: protein localization to plasma membrane; phosphatidylinositol phosphate biosynthetic process. Gene Ontology annotation, cellular component: plasma membrane. Lineage: Eukaryota; Metazoa; Arthropoda; Insecta; Hymenoptera; Formicidae. The transcript has 8 exons.